Molecule: messenger RNA, 1806 nt
Organism: Spodoptera littoralis (African cotton leafworm)
Lineage: Eukaryota; Metazoa; Arthropoda; Insecta; Lepidoptera; Noctuidae
Source: the annotation of a GenBank genome assembly
AUGUCUUGGACACGGACUGUGAUCGUAGCGGUCAUAGCCGCCGCGGUGGUGGGAACUGUGGUGGGGCUCGUAGUAUGGGCCGUGAUGAGGGACACCCCGGAACUGACGGAACCACCAGAACUGAGAGAACUUGACUGGUGGGAACACACAGUAAUAUACCAGAUCUACCCAAGGUCCUUCAAAGACAGCGAUGGAGACGGCAUAGGGGAUCUGAAAGGUAUCAUUAGCGAACUGGAGCAUCUGGUAGAUGCUGGAGUGGGUGCUCUCUGGAUGUCUCCCAUCUUCAAGUCUCCGAUGUAUGACUUUGGGUACGAUAUCAGUGACUUCUACGAAAUACAAGAGGAGUACGGAACCAUGGCAGACUUUAACGAGCUGGUCGAAAAAGCGCAUGCGUUAGGACUUAAAGUGUUGCUAGACUACGUACCUAAUCAUGCUAGUACAUAUUCGGAAUAUUUUAUAAAGUCGGAAAACAGAGAGCCGGGAUAUGAAGACUACUUCGUCUGGGCCGACCCAGUCAGGGUCAACGGCGUCAAUCAGGUACCCUCUAACUGGAUAAGUCAAUUCGGUGGCUCUGUCUGGGAGUUUAGCGAAAAACGCCAGCAAUACUACCUCCAUCAAUUUGCAAUUGAACAAGCUGACUUCAACUUCCGCGAGCAGGCAGUCAAAGAUGAAAUGAUCAAAAUCAUGUUAUUCUGGAUAGAGAGAGGAGCUGACGGCUUUAGGGUGGACGCUAUUCCUCACUUGUUCGAAACAGCACCUGAUGCUAAUGGAAUCUACCCAGACGAACCUUUAUCCGGCAAUAUGUUCUUGAGGCCUGAUCAGGCUGGUUACACUACGCAGAUCCACACAAGGGAUCUCAUAGAAUUGUACGAUGUUGUAUACGAUUGGAGAGAAGCAGUCGACAACUGGGCAAAAAACAAUGGUUCCGAGACCAAAGUACUUCUUGCAGAGGCAUAUGCUAACAUAAGCAUGACUAUGUUGUACUAUGGAGACGAGAAAGGAAGGAUCGGUGCACAUUUCCCCUUCAACUUUGACUUUAUCACAACCUUGUCUGCUGAGUCGAGUGCCAGAGACUUCGCUUACGUCAUUAGGCACUGGUUCACGUACAUGCCACAAGGACAAGUGCCGAACUGGGUGUUCGGAAACCACGACCAGAGCCGAAUGCCAUCUAGAUUCAGAAGCAACAUGGUGGAUGGAUUGAACGGUCUGAACAUGUUACUCCCUGGAGUAGCCAUCACCUACCAGGGUGAGGAGAUCGGUAUGAAGGACGGAUUUGUCAGCUGGGAGGAUACCGUCGAUGUGGCCGCCUUGAACCAAGGCAAUUCAAGUAACUACUUGGAGUUCUCCAGGGACCCUUGCAGAACCCCGUAUCAUUGGGAUAACUCUACUAACGCUGGUUUCUCAACGGCUCCAAAGACUUGGCUGCCCGUAGCCGAAGAUUACAUAGAAAUCAAUCUUCAAGCACAGAAAGAUGCGGCUGUUAGUCAUUAUAAGGUAUACCAAGCCCUGACCAGACUUCGCAAGGAGAAGGCCUUGUCACAUGGUGCAUUCGACGUGCAGGCGCUGAGCUUAAACACGCUGCUCUUGGUCCGACAUCUGAGGACGCACGACACGUACGCCUUGCUGUUCAACGUGGGCGCAGUCAGCGACACAGUCAGCCUCAGUAACGUGGACCUGCUCUCAGAACCCCUGACUGUGUACAUCUCAAGUGUACAUAGUACCAGAACUCCUGGGUCUACGAUAUCCUCGAGCAGUAUCACCCUGCUACCUGGAGAAGCCUUAGUACUUCGAGCACCACCGACGUGA